AUGGCGGGUUUUAUCUCUGGCGAGUCUUACUUGGUUCUCCUUGUCGUGGUGUUGCGCUGCGUGGUUGCGGUUCUUGCAGAGCGCGUGCUGACAGCGGCAGGCGGUGCCGCAGCUGACGCUGGUCUUCACGCAGCCACAGAUCUUGGUGGAGCAGGAGCCGCGACAGGUGCAGUGCGGGACACCUUCGUUACGUCUAUUGUAGGUGUCGGAGAGCGCGUGCUGACAGCGGCAGGCGGUGCCGCAGCUGACGCUGGUCUUCACGCAGCCACAGAUCUUGGUGGAGCAGGAGCCGCGACAGGUGCAGUGCGGGACACCUUCGUUACGUCUAUUGUAGGUGUCGGAGAGCGCGUGCUGACAGCGGCAGGCGGUGCCGCAGCUGACGCUGGUCUUCACGCAGCCACAGAUCUUGGUGGAGCAGGAGCCGCGACAGGUGCAGUGCGGGACACCUUCGUUACGUCUAUUGUAGGUGUCGGAGAGCGCGUGCUGACAGCGGCAGGCGGUGCCGCAGCUGACGCUGGUCUUCACGCAGCCACAGAUCUUGGUGGAGCAGGAGCCGCGACAGGUGCAGUGCGGGACACCUUCGUUACGUCUAUUGUAGGUGUCGGAGAGCGCGUGCUGACAGCGGCAGGCGGUGCCGCAGCUGACGCUGGUCUUCACGCAGCCACAGAUCUUGGUGGAGCAGGAGCCGCGACAGGUGCAGUGCGGGACACCUUCGUUACGUCUAUUGUAGGUGUCGGAGAGCGCGUGCUGACAGCGGCAGGCGGUGCCGCAGCUGACGCUGGUCUUCACGCAGCCACAGAUCUUGGUGGAGCAGGAGCCGCGACAGGUGCAGUGCGGGACACCUUCGUUACGUCUAUUGUAGGUGUCGGAGAGCGCGUGCUGACAGCGGCAGGCGGUGCCGCAGCUGACGCUGGUCUUCACGCAGCCACAGAUCUUGGUGGAGCAGGAGCCGCGACAGGUGCAGUGCGGGACACCUUCGUUACGUCUAUUGUAGGUGUCGGAGAGCGCGUGCUGACAGCGGCAGGCGGUGCCGCAGCUGACGCUGGUCUUCACGCAGCCACAGAUCUUGGUGGAGCAGGAGCCGCGACAGGUGCAGUGCGGGACACCUUCGUUACGUCUAUUGUAGGUGUCGGAGAGCGCGUGCUGACAGCGGCAGGCGGUGCCGCAGCUGACGCUGGUCUUCACGCAGCCACAGAUCUUGGUGGAGCAGGAGCCGCGACAGGUGCAGUGCGGGACACCUUCGUUACGUCUAUUGUAGGUGUCGGAGAGCGCGUGCUGACAGCGGCAGGCGGUGCCGCAGCUGACGCUGGUCUUCACGCAGCCACAGAUCUUGGUGGAGCAGGAGCCGCGACAGGUGCAGUGCGGGACACCUUCGUUACGUCUAUUGUAGGUGUCGGAGAGCGCGUGCUGACAGCGGCAGGCGGUGCCGCAGCUGACGCUGGUCUUCACGCAGCCACAGAUCUUGGUGGAGCAGGAGCCGCGACAGGUGCAGUGCGGGACACCUUCGUUACGUCUAUUGUAGGUGUCGGAGAGCGCGUGCUGACAGCGGCAGGCGGUGCCGCAGCUGACGCUGGUCUUCACGCAGCCACAGAUCUUGGUGGAGCAGGAGCCGCGACAGGUGCAGUGCGGGACACCUUCGUUACGUCUAUUGUAGGUGUCGGAGAGCGCGUGCUGACAGCGGCAGGCGGUGCCGCAGCUGACGCUGGUCUUCACGCAGCCACAGAUCUUGGUGGAGCAGGAGCCGCGACAGGUGCAGUGCGGGACACCUUCGUUACGUCUAUUGUAGGUGUCGGAGAGCGCGUGCUGACAGCGGCAGGCGGUGCCGCAGCUGACGCUGGUCUUCACGCAGCCACAGAUCUUGGUGGAGCAGGAGCCGCGACAGGUGCAGUGCGGGACACCUUCGUUACGUCUAUUGUAGGUGUCGGAGAGCGCGUGCUGACAGCGGCAGGCGGUGCCGCAGCUGACGCUGGUCUUCACGCAGCCACAGAUCUUGGUGGAGCAGGAGCCGCGACAGGUGCAGUGCGGGACACCUUCGUUACGUCUAUUGUAGGUGUCGGAGAGCGCGUGCUGACAGCGGCAGGCGGUGCCGCAGCUGACGCUGGUCUUCACGCAGCCACAGAUCUUGGUGGAGCAGGAGCCGCGACAGGUGCAGUGCGGGACACCUUCGUUACGUCUAUUGUAGGUGUCGGAGAGCGCGUGCUGACAGCGGCAGGCGGUGCCGCAGCUGACGCUGGUCUUCACGCAGCCACAGAUCUUGGUGGAGCAGGAGCCGCGACAGGUGCAGUGCGGGACACCUUCGUUACGUCUAUUGUAGGUGUCGGAGAGCGCGUGCUGACAGCGGCAGGCGGUGCCGCAGCUGACGCUGGUCUUCACGCAGCCACAGAUCUUGGUGGAGCAGGAGCCGCGACAGGUGCAGUGCGGGACACCUUCGUUACGUCUAUUGUAGGUGUCGGAGAGCGCGUGCUGACAGCGGCAGGCGGUGCCGCAGCUGACGCUGGUCUUCACGCAGCCACAGAUCUUGGUGGAGCAGGAGCCGCGACAGGUGCAGUGCGGGACACCUUCGUUACGUCUAUUGUAGGUGUCGGAGGUAACUUACUUGGUUCUCCUUGUCGUGGUGUUGCGCUGCGUGGUUGCGGUUCUUGCAGAGCGCGUGCUGACAGCGGCAGGCGGUGCCGCAGCUGA
Messenger RNA from Papilio machaon (common yellow swallowtail), 2682 nucleotides. RefSeq lists its product as uncharacterized. The coding region runs from base 1 to 2682 and encodes 893 amino acids. Lineage: Eukaryota; Metazoa; Arthropoda; Insecta; Lepidoptera; Papilionidae. The transcript is spliced from 20 exons. The record is from RefSeq and is a predicted model, not a curated record.